This is a messenger RNA of Parasteatoda tepidariorum (common house spider), 575 nucleotides long. Its product is annotated as choline/ethanolamine transporter FLVCR2-like. Lineage: Eukaryota; Metazoa; Arthropoda; Arachnida; Araneae; Theridiidae. The record is from RefSeq and is a predicted model, not a curated record.
UGAUUGAUAACAUUAAAGAAUCAAUUAUUCCUUAGCGGUUGUAUUAAAGUUAAAUAUUUUUGUAUGUGUUUUAGGUCUUAUUACAGGAGCUUACUUUGCAAUGUCAACUAUUCUGAAUGAGAUGGUCCUGAUUCAUUUCCCGGGUGAUGAAGUGGAUGCUGGGCGGAUGGGUGCAAUUAUGGUUUUUGCGGGAAUGAUAGGAUCAGUGCUGCUAGGGAUAUUUCUUGACAGAACCCACAAAUACAAAGAAAUUUCUGUGUUGGUAUUUACCGUAAGCUUCCUUCUCAUGCUGGGUUACACUUUCUUAAUUAAACUUGAACAUAUUUGGAUACAAUAUGUAUUCUUAUCAUUUCUCGGUUUGUUCAUGACUGGGUAUUUGCCAGCAGGAUUUGAUUUUGGUGCUGAAAUAACCUAUCCAGAGCCUGAAGCCAUGUCAGGAAGCUUGCUAAAUACAUCAACACAAAUUUUCAGCAUACUUUUCACUCACGCUGCCUCUUCGUUGCUACAGAAUUAUAAUGACUUCUAUUCGAAUAUUUUAUUCACUAGUAGCUUACUUUUAGGAUUAAUUAUAAUAG